Molecule: messenger RNA, 918 nt
Organism: Rubroshorea leprosula
Lineage: Eukaryota; Viridiplantae; Streptophyta; Magnoliopsida; Malvales; Dipterocarpaceae
Source: the annotation of a GenBank genome assembly
UUCCCUGCUCAGAAGAAACCAUGUUUAGCACCAAUCCUGAUCUUCCCCAAAAAAACUUCCAAAUUAAGCAAGAUGACAAGUUCUUCACCAGAAUUUUGUCCCGGGAAACCUCAGUCAGUUCUCAUUCUUUCACCGAAUAUGGCGGACUCCCCGGCGCCGUUCCCUUCAUUUGGGAGUCUCAGCCCGGAACCCCAAAGAACACAGUAACCUCCGAUAUCACCCACCGCCGCCCCCUCACCCCUCCUCCUUCUCAGCCUUGUUGUCCAAAGAACACAACUUUCCCUGAUAUUUCUCUCCGCCGUCCUCUCACUCCUCCUCCCUCUUCCAGCCUCAAGUCACCGAGCGCCUCUGCCGCAAAAUCGAAGCUGAAACACUCAAGAUUACUUCUUCUCCAUGCAUUGCUCGCCAAAAUGAUCAGUCUCAGGAAGAAUUUAAACAUUAUCUCGACUUCGAGAUCUUCAUCUUCUUUAUCACCACCAUCAUCUUUGAUUUCUCCAAGAUCAUGGUCGUCUUCGUUGGGAUUCACAGCAGCCAGUACUCCAAGAAGGCAUCGUGGAAAGAGAAGCCCGCCGUCAACGCCAGGAUCGUCCUUUAACGCGAAAUCAGAGGAUGAAGAAGCCCCCGGUUUUGGGUCCCCGACUUCGACUCUGUGUUUUGCCAUUGGCCUUAGCAGGGGGUCUAGUCUUAAGCUUCCUGGAUGCUACUGUGGCUGAGGGUAAAAUUGACCAUGGAUCUGGUCAAAAUGGUUUCCUUCCGUUUGUUCUUUUAUAUGUUUUGAUCAAUACCCUGUUAUUCCUCUGUUAGGUUGAAAAUGAAGGAAAAUCAUCUCCCAAUCCCUUUUACCAACACUGGUCAUGUAUGUAUGACUCGAACAUAAGAAUUUAUUACUUUUUUUAAGAAGAAAAUUACCCUGAAUCG